Messenger RNA from Nelumbo nucifera (sacred lotus), 1655 nucleotides. Its product is annotated as E3 ubiquitin-protein ligase PUB23-like. Gene Ontology annotation, biological process: protein ubiquitination. Lineage: Eukaryota; Viridiplantae; Streptophyta; Magnoliopsida; Proteales; Nelumbonaceae. The record is from RefSeq and is a predicted model, not a curated record. Gene Ontology annotation, molecular function: ubiquitin protein ligase activity.
ACAAACAUUAAUCAGCUUCUAACAACUUCACCUCCAACCUUCAAUCAGAUUCUCAACGCUUCCUCUCAAGUUGGGUCAGGUCUCAACGUUUCAUCACCAAAGCUUUCUGGGUUUUCUCUGAUUUGGGUUGUUUCAAUAUACAGCGCUUUCCAUCCGUUGAACUUCUGCGUUUUUGCUCUGUUUUUCUUUCUGGGGUAUUCUUGAAUCCGGAUUUUGUUAUCUGGGUAUUGAUUAGAAUGGAGGAAAUAGAUAUUGAUGUUCCUCCUUACUUUCUCUGCCCGAUUUCUCUGGAAAUCAUGAGAGAUCCGGUGACGGUCUCUACAGGGAUAACGUAUGAUCGGCAGUGCAUAGAGAGAUGGAUAUUUACUGUCAAGAACAAUACGUGCCCAGUCACAAAACAAAUCUUGUCAGACGUUGAUCUAAUCCCAAACCACACUCUCCGACGAUUGAUCCAAGCAUGGUGCAUCCUCAACGCUUCCAAGGGAAUCGAAAGGUUUCCAACGCCGAAACCGCCCGUCGACAAGGCCGAGAUCGCCAAGAUACUCAAGGAUGCUAAAUUGCCACAGUCGCAGAUGAGAUGCCUUCGGACUCUCCGAUCGAUAGCAUCGGAAAGCGAUAGAAACAAGAGAUGUAUGGAGGCUGCAGGAGUAGUUGAGUUCUUGGCUGCAAUAGUUAAGAACGACAACUCUACUUCAAUGGAAGACUCAGUGGAGGAUGAACUGGAGUUCACAAGAGCCAGUGAUGAAGCACUCAGCAUUCUUUGUCAUCUCCAAAUCUCACAAGCCAGCCUCAAGAGCCUCGUCAUGAGCAGAAACAGUGAGUUCGUAGAGUCCUUGCUAAGAGUCUUACAACGUGGGAACUACCAAUCUCGAGCUUACGCUGCACUGCUAUUGAAAUCCAUGUUUGAGGUAGCCGAUCCAAACCAGUUGAUCAGCUUGAAACCCAAACUGUUCGUCGAGAUCGUGAAUGUGUUGCGUGAUCAAAUCUCAACCCAGGCUUCGAAGGCUGCUCUGCAAGUACUUAUCGAGGUGUGCCCAUGGGGACGAAACAGGAUUAAAGCCGUGGAGGCCGAUGCAGUUGCAGUAGUCAUCGACCUUCUUCUCGAUACAUUUGAGAAGAGGGCUUGUGAGAUGAUGUUGGUUGUUUUGGACCAGCUAUGUGGUUGCGCAGAAGGCCGAUCGGAGUUGUUGAAGCAUAGCGCCGGGAUCGCCGUUGUGUCGAAGAAGAUACUUAGGGUCUCGCAUCUGGCAACCGAAAGGGGAGUGAGGAUACUGUCGUCCAUAUCAAGGUUCUCUGCAACUUCAGGUGUUGUUCAGGAAAUGUUGCAUCUGGGUGUUGUUUCUAAGUUGUGUUUGGUACUUCAAGUGGACUGUGGCGUCAAGACCAUGGAGAGGGCUAGAGAUAUCCUUAGGUUGCACUCUAGGGCUUGGAAGAACUCUCCAUGCAUUCUUCCCCGUCUGCGCUCUUUUUAUCCAUCAUCUUAAUCCAAUAUUAUCAGUCAGGGAGAGAGAGAGAGAGAGAGACAGAGAGAUCAUACAUUGAUUUAGUGUAAAUAAUUCUUGGGCUGGAGAACAAUUUCAAAUGCCCACAACAAACAUUUAGUGGAGAGAAAGAAAUUCUUCAGUUCUUUUAAAGCACUCUCUGUUUUCCAUAUA